CUCGCCGGCCCUGUUAGUGCGAGAGCAGAGGAGACGGAGGUUCUUUGCUAGGUUUUAGCGCGGGUGCGGCGGCGCGGUCCUGCCGUUGUGUGUUAGGUUGUCCGGAGCAAGCGAGCGGGAUGCCAAAGGGCGACGACGCGCUCGCGCGGAAGCGCGGGAAGGUGCGCCGGAAGCGGAUGCGCAGCAGCGAGAACGCCGUCUCCACGCGCGUCGCCGCCAUCAUCGCCUCCAAGCGCCGCCGCAAGACCGGUAAGCGCCGCGGCUGCGAGGGCAUGUGCUUCUCCCUCCCUUGCCCCGAGGACCCCUUCAACGAGCGCCACGGCAAGAAGCGCAAGACCGAAGACGCCGCCGACACCAACGACGACCACGAGAAGAAGAAGAGCAAGGAUUCCAAGAAGCGGCCGCUGGAGCGGGCCACCGGUUGUAAUGCCAUACCCGUGCGGAAGAAGGAGACGGUGGAGGACCGGGUGGAGUAUGACCGGCCGUCUAAGUUCCUGGUGGUCUGCCUCAACGCGAUCCGGGAUGGGGCCGGGGCAUCUGAGGAGGACGGCGGGGGCAUCCACGACACCGCCUCCUGGGGCAUGGAGCUCUGGAAGUCCUGCGCGGCGUCCCCGCCUUCGGACGUGCUCGACACCAGCUACCAGUACGCCACCCGGGAGCAGACGGCGUGGCUCGUCUCCACGGCCUGCGACAUCGUCGCCAGGAAGGAGAAGCUCGGAGUGGUCGUCUCAUGCCCCUUCCUCCUCUAUCUCGUCCCUUCCCAGGAAAAGGCCGUGCAAGUGCGUUCAAUAUGUAAACCGCUGAAGUCUCUUGGAAUACAUUCAGUGAGCUUGCAUCCUGGCGCUUCCAUAGAGCACCAGAUUUCUGGAUUAAAGAGCUGUGAGCCCGAGUUUCUUAUAUCUACCCCGGAGAGGCUCCUUGAACUGGUCUCACUAAAGGCAAUUGACAUAUCGAAUGUAUCAAUGCUGGUCAUUGAUGGACUAAAGUAUUUCAUGGACCUUAAUAUCAUCAAAGAACUUCGUUCUAUUCGAGGUACCAUAUCAGGUGAUGCACAGGUAACUAUAUUUAGUGGUCAAUGUGACCAGAGUGCGGCAACAGUGGCAAGAAAUCUACUACACGGGAGAAUUACAAAGCUUACCACGAAUGAUUCUGUUACUUCUCGAAGUGCAUUUGUAGCACAGCAUGUACACUUCUGUACUAAAGAGGAGAAGACAUCAAAGGUCAAGGAAAUUCUUGAGAAUGUUUUAGAAAACCAUGCUAGUAAGACAGCAAAGGUUUUGCUAGUAGCCGUAAAUGAUCAUGAAGCACAGAAACUCUCUUCAUCCCUUAAACUGGAAAUUCUCACUGUGAAUGAUGGCUCACAAGGCAGCACCUUUACCGUAUGCAGCAGCAUGGGGCUUAUCAAUGUCCUUGUGAAAGGCUGUGAGAGCUUGGCAACAUCAGGUGUUGAGGAAUUUGAGAUUGUGUUGGUCGCGGACUUGCCUCCUUCAUUUGACGAUUAUGUUGAGAUCCUCACCAGGACAGCUCGUCACACGGUUGCAGGGGAGGUGCAUGUUAUCGUCUCUAAGACUGAUGCUGCUCAUGCAAAGCCCUUGGCUGAUGUUCUUGCAAACAGUGGACAGGCGGUGCCUAAGUUGCUAAGACAAUUAAUUGACAAGAAUCACUCCUGAUGCAAUAUUCCUUUCUACUUAUGCGGGGUCACCGAGCAAUUUUGUCAGCGUCAACUGUUUUGCCUUCUUCUUUUUUGUGUAAUUCUCGUGUGUCGAUUAUUAUCUCUUGCCUUGAUGUAGCACAUUUAAAUUUAAAUUUUAUGAUGAAUAUGCGACAAGGCCCUUCCUGUAAGAACCGAAGUGCAUUCUAUAUAUUAUCUGAAAGGAACUGUUGCGAUGAGUUUUUUUUGAA
Triticum dicoccoides is the source of this 1902-nucleotide messenger RNA. Its product is annotated as probable ATP-dependent RNA helicase ddx5. The coding region runs from base 120 to 1670 and encodes 516 amino acids. The record is from RefSeq and is a predicted model, not a curated record. NCBI's taxonomy places the organism in Eukaryota, Viridiplantae, Streptophyta, Magnoliopsida, Poales, Poaceae. The transcript is spliced from 6 exons.